This is a messenger RNA of Ramularia collo-cygni, 1698 nucleotides long. RefSeq names its product probable Vacuolar protein 8. The record is from RefSeq and is a predicted model, not a curated record. The transcript has 6 exons. The coding region runs from base 1 to 1698 and encodes 565 amino acids. Gene Ontology annotation, biological process: nucleus-vacuole junction assembly; vacuole inheritance. Gene Ontology annotation, cellular component: fungal-type vacuole membrane. Gene Ontology annotation, molecular function: protein-membrane adaptor activity; protein binding. NCBI's taxonomy places the organism in Eukaryota, Fungi, Ascomycota, Dothideomycetes, Mycosphaerellales, Mycosphaerellaceae.
AUGGCCAGCUUACGGGGAAUCUUCUCGUGCUGCUGCUCGGGCCGCUCCAAGGUCUCGUACGAGAGUGUCCUGGCGCAGGAGGAGCGCGAAGCGGUCGCCGACUUGCUCAACUAUCUCGAGAACCGAGCCGAAACCGACUUCUUCUCCGGCGAGCCUCUCGCCGCCCUCUCCACCCUGGUAUACAGCCAGAACGUCGACCUACAACGCAGCGCGAGCUUGACCUUUGCCGAGAUCACAGAAAGAGGCAUAGCGACGCUGGAGCCUAUCCUGUUCCUGCUCGAAUGUGUCGACAUUGAGGUCCAGCGAGCUGCUUCGGCUGCGCUGGGCAACCUCGCUGUAGAUGGACAAAACAAGACUCUUAUCGUCUCCCUCGGCGGCCUGACCCCCCUCAUCCGGCAGAUGAAUAGUCCCAAUGUUGAGGUUCAAUGCAAUGCUGUCGGCUGUAUAACAAACCUGGCCACACAUGAGGAGAACAAGGCUCGGAUAGCGCGCUCGGGAGCGUUGGCUCCUCUGACGCGUCUCGCGAAAAGCAAGGACAUGAGAGUGCAGAGGAAUGCCACUGGAGCACUGCUCAACAUGACACACUCGGAUGAUAACCGGCAACAGCUCGUCUCCGCCGGUGCCAUUCCUGUCCUCGUCAGCCUCCUCAGCAGUCCGGACACGGAUGUACAGUACUACUGCACGACGGCACUCAGCAACAUCGCGGUCGAUAGCACCAACCGCAAACGACUCGCGCAGACGGAGACCAAGCUGGUGCAAAGCCUGGUGCAUUUGAUGAAGGGCCAGGCGCCAAAAGUACAAUGUCAAGCAGCCCUUGCCCUGCGGAAUCUUGCAAGCGACGAAAAGUACCAAUUAGAGAUUGUCCGGGCCGGUGGUCUGCAGCCUUUACUCGUAUUGCUGCAGAGCAGUUAUCUACCCUUGAUCCUUUCCGCCGUGGCAUGCAUUCGCAACAUUAGCAUUCACCCGAUGAACGAAUCUCCGAUCAUCGAUGCAGGCUUCCUCCGACCCUUGGUCGACCUGCUAGGGUCGACUGACAACGAGGAGAUUCAAUGCCAUGCGAUUUCUACUCUGCGCAACUUGGCCGCAUCGUCGGACCGAAAUAAGCAGCUGGUUCUCCAAGCAGGCGCUGUACAGAAAUGCAAAGAGCUGGUGUUGGAAGUGCCCUUGAGCGUGCAAUCUGAGAUGACCGMCGCCAUCGCAGUGCUGGCGUUGUCUGACGAGCUGAAGCCUCAAUUGCUGGACCUCGGAGUGUUUGACGUGCUCAUACCCUUGACCGAAAGUGAAAGCAUUGAAGUGCAAGGAAACAGCGCUGCCGCUCUCGGCAAUCUGAGCAGUAAAGUUGGCGACUAUUCACUUUUCCUUUCUUCCUGGAGCCAGCCAUCAGGAGGCAUUCACGGCUAUUUGAACCGCUUUCUGGCCUCGGGAGACCCCACCUUUCAACAUAUUGCAAUCUGGACGCUUCUGCAGCUAUUGGAGUCCGGCGAUCAGAAGCUCAUGGACACGAUAAACAAGUCAGAAGACGUCAUGAACAUGGUUCGCGAAAUCAGCGAGAAGAAUGUCGAGUCCGAGUCCGAAGGCGACGAGAGUGAAGACGGCGAGGGCGAGGUUGUUGCACUCGCUCGCAGAUGCCUGGAAAUCAGCAGCGGCGACAUGACUCCUGGUAAAUCAGAUAGUCGAUCAUCGUCCUACAAAGCCUGA